Corylus avellana is the source of this 1942-nucleotide messenger RNA. RefSeq names its product pfkB-like carbohydrate kinase family protein. The record is from RefSeq and is a predicted model, not a curated record. Lineage: Eukaryota; Viridiplantae; Streptophyta; Magnoliopsida; Fagales; Betulaceae. Gene Ontology annotation, molecular function: kinase activity.
AAAAUGGGUACCAUUCACCCACACAGCCAAACACAUCUAGACAACACUAACCAGAACGAGAAUAUCAGACUCAUCGUCCCAAACACACCCCAACAGAAUUCGCCUUCGCCACUCCACAGAGCCAAGCUCACACGCUCUCUCUCUCUCCCUCUCUCUCUCUCUUCCUUGUGCAAGCAAAGAUGCUCUCGCUCUCCACAAUUCCCAAGGCCACCACCACGCUUGGCAACUCGCUGAGUUCACUCCCAGCAUCAGCAUCGGCAACGAACUCCACCAGAAAUUUCAGAGUCAAUAAUAUGUCGUCCGAUUCGCUUCCUCAAAACCGCAUCGUUGUGGGGUGUGGAGGGGCGGCGCUGGAUUACUUGGCGGCAGUGGCGGCGUAUCCGAAUCCCGACGACAAGAUCAGAACCACCAGCUUGAAGGUUCAAGGUGGUGGAAAUGCCGGGAAUGCAUUAACCUGUGUAGCUCGUUUGGGCUUAAAUCCAAGGCUAAUUUCCAAGGUUGCAGAUGACGCUCAAGGCAGGGGCAUAUUGAACGAGCUAGAAGCUGACGGUGUGGAUACUUCUUUUUUAGUGGUUUCUGAGGGGGGUAAUUCACCGUUUACCUAUGUCAUUGUUGACAACCAAACGAAAACUCGCACUUGUAUUCACACCCCAGGGUAUCCUCCCAUGAUACCGGAUGACCUUUCCCGAGCAAGUUUAUUAUCUGCAAUAGAUGGUGCAAGAAUUGUCUAUCUGGAUGGAAGAUUGCCCGAAACUGCUUUAAUUAUUGCACAAGAGGCAGUUCGCAAGAGUAUACCUAUUUUAAUUGAUGCAGAAAGGAUAAGGGAAGGGUUGGACGAUCUCCUGAAAUUAGCUGAUUAUGCCAUAUGCUCUGCAAAAUUUCCAAAGGCAUGGACAGGGGCACCAUCUAUUCCAAAUGCUCUUGUUUCCAUUUUUUUGAGAUUGCCAAAUAUCAAAUUUGUGAUUGUGACCUUGGGUGAAGAAGGCUGCAUAAUGCUUGAGAGAAGUGUAAAUGGUGAGGAUUACCAGACAGAAGAAAUUGAUGUAGACGUCUUAUUGGAAUCAUUAAAGCAGCAAAAGGAUGAAAGUGUACCCAGCCCAACAUGUAUUUCAUCGUCGGUGACAAGAUUGAGAGCAAACGGGAUUGGGACAGUAUGUGGGAGGUUAUUUUGGGGAACAGCUGAGAAGAUACCACCUUCAGAACUAAUCGAUACAACUGGUGCUGGGGAUGCAUUUAUUGGAGGUGUUGUUUAUGCUAUAUGUGCUGAGAUGCCACCAGAAACAAUGUUGCCAUUUGCAGCUCAAGUGGCAGCAGCUAACUGUAGAGCUUUGGGAGCUCGAACUGGUCUUCCACACCGCACCGAUCCGCGCCUGGCAUCUUUUUUACGUCAGAGUUCUCAAAUGAUAACCACAUCUUCGGCAAGUAAAUGAGAAGCAUGGGACUCAGCAUGCAGGAUGGGCUCUUGCAUCCCAGUUAGGUUUUUUUUUUUUUCUUCUCAUUAUGACAUCGCCAUAGUCACUUGUACAGAAUCACUUUUAUAAAGCAGUGACAACGAGCCAAUUUUAAUUAAACAGCAGCAGAUGUGGUUGCCUUCUAUGCCUACGCCUGUGGUGAUGGGCAUAGAAGGCAUCCAAACUCCACCUGUUCAAGUAGCUAGGCAGCUCGAGCAGGUAAGAGCCUAAAUUGGGACCUGAAUGCUCUACCACAUGAGGCUGACCACUAUGAACUAGGAUCUUAUCUAGGGGUUAAAAUCCAGUCCAGGUUCCGGUUGUUGGCCAAAACCGGCAACCGGAACCGGGGUACCUUAUUAUUAAUUUUGAAAAACCGGUACCGGGUACCCGGUUAUGAAAUAACCAGCUGGUUCCGGUUAGUACCCGGUUAUCCGGACUGGGUAACUAGUUUUAAAAAAUUUUGGCAUUUUUAGCUUAUUUUAGGUCUUGGG